Hirsutella rhossiliensis is the source of this 888-nucleotide messenger RNA. RefSeq names its product periplasmic binding protein-like II. The transcript has 2 exons. NCBI's taxonomy places the organism in Eukaryota, Fungi, Ascomycota, Sordariomycetes, Hypocreales, Ophiocordycipitaceae. Bases 1 to 888 code for a protein of 295 amino acids. The record is from RefSeq and is a predicted model, not a curated record.
AUGGCUCUGCGCAUCGGCUUCGUGCCCGAACACUUCUCGACCCCGCUCUACUUUGCGCAGAAACACUACGGCCUCGAUGCCGCCCUGAUCCCCUUCCCCUCGGGCACCGGCCACAUGGUCACGGCGCUCCGGGCCGGUGAGAUCGACGUCGGCAUCGGCCUGACCGAGGGCUGGAUCGCCGGCCUCGGCAAGGAGGGCGUCGACGGCGACGGCGGAUAUCGCCUCGUCGGCACCUACGUCGACACACCGCUCUGCUGGGCCAUCUCGACGGGCGCCCGUCGCCCCGACAUCACGUCCGUCGACUCCCUCAUCGGCCGCAAGAUUGGCGUCUCCCGCAUCGGCUCCGGUAGCUACGUCAUGGGCUACGUCCUCGCCGACCAGCAAGGCUGGCUGCAGCCGUCGACGCAGCCCUUUUCCGACACGGUCGUGCUAAACACGUUUGACAAGCUGCGCGAGGCCGUCAACUCGGGCGAGGCCGACUUCUUCAUGUGGGAGCACUUUACCUCCAAGAAACACCACGACGCCGGCGAGAUACGCCGCGUCGGCCACAUCUACACGCCCUGGAGCAGCUGGAAAAUCGUCGCCUCGACCAAGCUGGCGCCGCUCCACGGCGGCGUCGAUGCUCGCGUCAAGACCCUGUUUGAGAAGCUGGACCGGGGCGUUCAGCACUUCAACGACAACCAGGACGAGGCUGUCGGCUACAUCUCCGCCAGCUUGGGAUACACGGAGCCCGAUGCGAGGGAGUGGCUCAAGACGGUCCGGUUUCCGUCCCGGACCGAGGGCGUCAAGCCAGAGGUCGUGUCUGACUGCGUGGCCAUUCUGAGGAAGGCGGGUGUCUUGGUUCAAGGCAAGGGGAUGGACCCCGAAGCCAUGAUGGUGAACCCGUGA